GUCAUGCAGUGGAAGCCAUCCAAAACUUACGGAUUUAUCCAUUUACUACGUUUCUUCGUUAAGCUAGACUGCUUGGCAAAGUAUUUUUUUAAUCUAUAUCCUAAAGUAAAUAAUUUUUUUAGAAUUUUGAAAUGGAAAAGGCGAUCUCAUCAGUGUUUGAUAGACCAACUGCAUCAGUUUCUUGAAUUUUUGAAUAAUUUUUGUUCUGAGUUUUUUGAUCCUGAUCAAGAUUAUGUGGAGGCAUCUCCAGAGUAUCUAAUAAAUGUCUCUGAAAAAGCAGCAUCUUGA
Messenger RNA from Enterobius vermicularis (human pinworm), 288 nucleotides. Lineage: Eukaryota; Metazoa; Nematoda; Chromadorea; Rhabditida; Oxyuridae. The record is from the annotation of a GenBank genome assembly.